GGGAGCGACCUGGGAAGCGGAAUUCGGGGCUUGAACCUCCGUGUCUUGACCAACUGUCCCCUUGCAGACCCUGCCCUCCUCUCAGUCCAAACUCUCAGCCAUAGACAUUGCGGUUCCAGCCCCAGCUGUGCACACGUAUCUCCAGGAAGCCACUAGCUCCCCGAUGUCUUCUGGCAAGUUAUGGCCCAUGGGUGCCUCGUCGGUCCCUCUGGUGAGCCAUGAAGAACUGAAGAAGCUGGAGUUUGUGGGCAAAGGCGGGUUCGGAGUCGUGUUCCGGGCACACCACAGAACAUGGAACCUUGAUGUAGCAGUCAAAAUCGUGAACUCGAAGAAGAUAUCCAGGGAGAUGAAGGCUAUGGUGAAUCUUCGUAAUGAGAACGUUCUGCUCCUGUUGGGGGUCACUGAGUAUCUCGAGUGGGACUACGUGUCCGGGCAAGCUCUGGUGACAAGAUUCAUGGAGAACGGUUCCCUCGCAGGGCUGCUGCAACCUACGUGCCCUCGGCCCUGGCCACUCCUCUGUCGCCUGCUCCAGGAAGUGGUGUUGGGAAUGUGCUACCUACACAGCUUGAACCCUUCCCUCCUGCACCGGGACCUCAAGCCCUCCAACGUUCUGCUGGACUCAGAGCUCCACGCCCAGCUAGCAGAUUUUGGCCUGUCCACAUUUCAGGGAGGGUCACAGUCGGGGUCAGGAUCAGGAUCCAGGGACUCGGGGGGCACUCUAGCUUACUUGGCCCCAGAGCUGUUGGAUGAUGUCAACGUGAAGGCUUCUAAAGCAAGUGAUGUCUACAGCUUUGGAAUCCUCAUGUGGGCAGUGCUGGCUGGAAGAGAUGCUGAGUUGGUAGACAAGACUUCACUGAUCCGUGGAGCCGUGUGUGACAGGCAGAGUCGUCCUCCACUGACAGAGCUGCCUCCAGAGAGCCCUGAGACUCCCGACCUGGAAAAACUGAAGGAGUUAAUGAAGCAUUGCUGGAGUUCUGAGUCCAAAGACAGGCCAUCCUUCCAGGACUGCGAACCACAAACCAAUCACGUUUACAACCUGGUAAAGGACAAGGUAGAUGCUGCUGUCUCUGAGGUAAAGCAGUAUCUGUCUCAGCACAGAAGCAGUGACAGAAAGUUGUCUGCCAGCGAGCCAAGCCAAAGAGACACAGAAACGGACUGCCCAAGAGAAACCAUGAUUUUUGAAAUGCUGGACCACCUGCAUUUGGAGAAGGCCCCCGGAUCAGUUCCUGAAGAAUGCAUAAGCCUUUCUGAGAAGAGAGCAAAGGAAGCAUCAGUUGGGCAUGCCACAGCAGCAAGGACAUCUUCUGACAUGGUGGCUGGUACUCCUCAAAUUCCACAUACUUUACCCUCCAGAGGCACAACACUUAAGCCAGUCUCUACUGAGACUCCAGCCCCUGACCCCCAAAGGAAUCAGGGAGACGGAAGACACGGCACUCACUUGUACCCUGGGGCCCCAGAGACAAAUCCAAUGACAGGGCCACAGACUAAUACCCUCAACCACUGUUCUGGAGUGCAGAUUGGAAACAACAACACCAUGACAAUACAAACAAGAACUGCCUUUCCCAAGAAGGACCCAGCACAGUUCGGCAGGGGUAGGGACUGGUAGCCCUUCCACAAGUAGACUUAAGAGAAUAACUGCAAGAGCCUGAACCUGGAAAUGUACCAUUCGGGCAGUCAGUAUAAUUAGCGCGGGAAUAAAAGCAUGUGCUAAGCAACCUGGACUGGCUAAGACCAUCCUUGCCACUUUCUGCAGCUCACAACAUUCUUUGAGGAAAGACCUGUGCCCAAACUGACCUUUGACCUAUCUCCGAAAAGUCAAUAAACAUAACAUGUCAACUAUGA
This is a messenger RNA of Mastomys coucha (southern multimammate mouse), 1842 nucleotides long. RefSeq names its product receptor interacting serine/threonine kinase 3 (gene Ripk3). Lineage: Eukaryota; Metazoa; Chordata; Mammalia; Rodentia; Muridae. Gene Ontology annotation, molecular function: JUN kinase kinase kinase activity; ATP binding. Bases 164 to 1606 code for a protein of 480 amino acids. The record is from RefSeq and is a predicted model, not a curated record. Gene Ontology annotation, biological process: protein phosphorylation. The transcript has 10 exons.